GACCUCUGGAAGCGGAGAGGCGGCGGCGGGAGCGGCGGCGGCCGCGGAGGUGGCAGCAGCUCGAGCGGCAGCAGUUCCGGGGGAACAUCGUCCGGCGGGUCGACCGGAGGUACCUCGGGCAGCUCCGGCGGCAGCUCCGGCGGCAGCUCCGGCUCCAGCGGCGGCGUUUCUGGAGCUGGCAGAGGCGGUUCGUCGUCCACGGCGGGCGGCAGAACCACGACGGGCAGCGGCCCACCGCCUGCAUACGGCGGCGGACGGUACUACGGAGGCGGCGCCGCGCAGCCGUACAAGUCCGGAGCCACCUCGGCGUCGGGUAUCAAGCCCCUCCUAGUCGGCGGGCUGGUCGGCGGCGCCGUGGCGCUCGCCUUUUGGCCUGGCAUCUGGGCGCACAGCGUCUACCUGUACCCGUACUCGCACCCGCACAACUACUACAACGCCUCAUCUAAGCUCAACGAGACGAAGCCCGUCGUCUGCGGCUGCGACGAGUUUUCCGAGUGCGGCUGCGACGAGAACGGCAACUCGACUUACAUGGACGACGUCCUCGGCAACGGCAGCUACGCCGGCCUCAACCAGUCGCUCGUCACCGUCGGCAACUACGAGGGCAAGGAGACCAUCCUCAUCAACGGCACCCUGCCCAACGGCACCACGGCUGCUGGGGGCGACGAGGACCCCAACAACAGUGCCGGCGCCGGUUUCCGCAUGCUGCUGGAGAAUGCCGGCUGGUGGCCCGUUGUCGCGACUGUCUGUGGCAUGGUG
Molecule: messenger RNA, 756 nt
Organism: Lasiosphaeria miniovina
Lineage: Eukaryota; Fungi; Ascomycota; Sordariomycetes; Sordariales; Lasiosphaeriaceae
Exons: 2
Source: RefSeq, a predicted model, not a curated record